AUGUCUCCUCUCAUUGCAGACAAGCCACUUCUUGGCCCUCUACUUGGCCUCAACACCUGGACCUUUGCCAUGGAAGCACUACUCUACAUCCGCAGAACCCCAGCACUUUCCAAGUACAACGUCAGCUUCGACCCUGCUAUUGUCAAAAAAGAAAAGGCCGAAAAACUACCUCCUUACGUACAGUGGCCAGCAGACAACUUCAACAACUUGCUCGAGCAACCUACCCAGUUCUAUGCAGUACUGCUUGGGUUGACCUUCUUGGGCGUCAAGGACAAGAUUACUGUCCGUAUGGCAUGGGGAUACGUCGGUUUGAGAUUCCUCCACAGCAUGAUCCAUGUAACGACCAACAACGUGCUAUUGCGCUUCCCAGCCUUUGCAGCUAGUUCAGCUGUGCUUUUGGGACUGACGGCUAAGGCGGCCUGGGAGCUUCUCUUCUAG
Fusarium pseudograminearum CS3096 is the source of this 438-nucleotide messenger RNA. RefSeq lists its product as uncharacterized. Lineage: Eukaryota; Fungi; Ascomycota; Sordariomycetes; Hypocreales; Nectriaceae. The transcript has a single exon. The record is from RefSeq and is a predicted model, not a curated record. Bases 1 to 438 code for a protein of 145 amino acids. Gene Ontology annotation, cellular component: membrane.